Magallana angulata is the source of this 1514-nucleotide messenger RNA. RefSeq names its product acyl-CoA Delta-4 desaturase-like. Gene Ontology annotation, biological process: lipid metabolic process. The record is from RefSeq and is a predicted model, not a curated record. NCBI's taxonomy places the organism in Eukaryota, Metazoa, Mollusca, Bivalvia, Ostreida, Ostreidae. Gene Ontology annotation, cellular component: membrane. The transcript has 10 exons. Gene Ontology annotation, molecular function: oxidoreductase activity, acting on paired donors, with oxidation of a pair of donors resulting in the reduction of molecular oxygen to two molecules of water. Bases 39 to 1373 code for a protein of 444 amino acids.
AGAUUUAGACAAUCUUACGAGAGAGGUCGAGGACGUUUAUGAAACCCGGCCCGUCCAAAGAAAUGGGGAAGGAAGUGUGCAGCGAUGUCAGUAUGGCAAAAGAGAACAAACAUUACACCGUAGAAGAAGUAAAACGACACAAUAAAAGGGAUGACAACUGGUUAAUGAUAAACGGGAAAGUGUAUGACCUCAGCCGGUGGGCAAAGAAACAUCCUGGAGGUGCCAAAAUCUUGGGGCAUUACGCAGGUGAAGACGCAACGGAUGCUUGGACAGCUUUUCACAAUGACAAAGGAUAUGUAUCCAAAUUCAUGAAAGCUUUGUAUAUUGGAGAUGUGGAAGAUUGGGACCAGAAUGAAACAGAAAUUAAAAAAGACUUCCGUAAGCUGAGGAAGUAUGUAGAGGAGAGCGGGUUGAUGAAGGUUAACCCUUUGUUCUACGUGUUUCAUCUCCUCCACAUCCUGGCCCUGGAGGUGCUGGCAUACCUGGUGGUCUGGCACUGGGAGGGAAGCAUGGCCGCUUUCUUUGUUGCGGCUGUACUGUUAGCCACCUCACAGGCGCAGGCAGGUUGGAGUCAACAUGACUAUGGUCAUAUGUCUGUAUUUCCUAGUAACAAGAUGAACCAUAUAUUUCAUCAUAUUGUUAUAGGGCAUAUUAAGGCUGCAUCAUCUCACUGGUGGAACUUUCGCCAUUUUCAGCAUCAUGCCAAACCAAAUGUGAUAAAGAAAGACCCUGAUGUCGAUAUAGCCUUUCUAUUUUUAAUAGGAGAUUAUAUUCCCAAGUCAUGGGGAAGCAAGAAAUUAGGAUUCAUGCCAUACAACUUUCAACAUAGUUACUUCUUUUUCUUGGGUCCUCCUUUGUUGUUACCAAUUUAUUUUCACGUUGAAAAUAUCUUUUUUGUUUUCAAGAGGAGAGAUUAUGUUGACUUGCUGAUGACUGUAACAUUCUUCUACAAGUUUUUCUGGCUGUAUGGCCCGUAUUAUGGAGGCUGGGGAGCUUUUGGACUCUACAUGUUUAUGAGAUUCUUAGAAAGCCAUUGGUUCACUUGGGUGACUCAGAUGAGCCACUUACCAAUGAGGGUAGAGAAGGAGAAGGAGGAAGACUGGUUCUCUCUCCAGCUCGCUACCACCUGUAAUGUGGAUUCCUCACCAUUCAAUGACUGGUUCACCGGCCACCUCAACUUCCAGAUUGAGCACCACUUAUUUCCAACCAUGCCAAGACAUAAUUUAGGAAAGAUAGCUCCUCUGGUGAAGUCGUUGUGUAAGAAACAUAACCUGCCUUACAGAUGUUCGCCUCUGUUUACAGCAUUUGGAGAUAUAGUCAGAAUGCUCAAAAAGUCAGGAGAGAUCUGGUAUGAUGCCUAUUAUCAUGGAUGACCAAAUCCUGAAAAUAAAGAAGAAGGAAUUCAGUUUGCAUCUGUCAACUAAAAUUAAAUUUAUCAGUUGACCAGCAUUCUUAACUAACUAUGCUUGUUUACCUGUGAUAUGCAUUAUCUGCAACUCAACCCCCCCCCCCCC